Molecule: messenger RNA, 11656 nt
Organism: Glossina fuscipes
Lineage: Eukaryota; Metazoa; Arthropoda; Insecta; Diptera; Glossinidae
Gene: htt
Exons: 28
Coding region: 1-11361 (3786 amino acids)
Cellular component (GO): cytoplasm
Source: RefSeq, a predicted model, not a curated record
AUGGAUAAGGCGAAUAUUGUAAAUACCUUUACAGAAAUUAUUGACCAGUUGAGAAAUACCGAAUGCAGCCAAGAGGAGAAAAUUGCUUGCUUCCAACGCAUUGCCGAAUUUAUCACUGCACCGGCAAUGGCUACUCAGCUCAAUUAUGCUACUUAUAUAAGUAAGGCCACCAAUGUAUUGCUAUUGUUUUGUGAAGAUUUGGAUUCGAUAAUUCGUAUGAGUGCUGAAGAGAAUUUAAACAAAAUAUUUCGAGUGCUGGAGCGAACGCGGGUUAAUCGCAUCUUAAUGGAUUUAUAUGGCGAAAUUAAAAGAAAUGGCAACCAAAGAUCCUUGCGUAUAUGUUUAAAAAUAUUUGCAUAUUACGCGCAAAAUAUACGGGAACAUCAUAUACGAUGGUAUGCUCAAAAUUUAUUGCUUUGCAUGCAAGUUAUAGCUAAACGCAAGGAAACUCAACUUCAAGAAACUCUUAGCGAAUUUGUGGUUAAAUUUGGCAAAUAUGUUCAGCAGGGUCUCACAGACAGUGAAACAUGUAAAUUGUUCGAGAUUUUCAUAUUUAACGUAAGCUCUGAUUGCCCCGUUAAGAGAAGAUCGUCUGCCCAAAAUUGCAUCAAUUUAAUAGAACAUGCUCGAAAUAAGAAAUUAAUGGGCGAAUACGCUUUAAACAAAAUAAUGGAUUUACUUUUAACUGAUCAACAAAACACUACAAUUAUUGGUGCUUUAGGUUUUUUACGACAACUCAUUCCAACAAUUGUGCGGACAUUUGCUGAUGAGCGCUGGAACGACAGUGAUAGUUCUCAUUCAUUCUCAAAAUCUUCAGAGAAUCUGAAUUCGGGAGAGUUCUAUCAAAUUCUUGAAAUCUAUGAUUAUUGCCUGUAUCUGGUUAGAUCCAGCUCAACACAAAAUCAUACUAUCAUUAACGCAUCACUUGAGGUUAUUAAUGCUGUACUUCAGUGUACGAACGGUUCAACAAGCAAUGAUAACAGUCAGCAGAAAAAUAUUGGAGUGCUGCUUAAACAUAUAAUUGUUGAUAAAAGCCUACAACAUGCUGUUGUUUUGAAGAAACCGAACACCUUAAAAAAUCAAAUAUUAAAUUUAUAUAAUUCAGAAGAAGAAAAUUGCUCCUCAAGCUUUAACUCGCCAGCUAGAGCUUCGUUCCAUGCAACUAUUUCGGGGGAUAGUCCAAAAGAUCGAACAAAAGGUAGCGCGAUGCGGGUUUCAAGCGACAUUGCAUGGCGAACAGAAACGUGUAAGCAACAACAACAGGAGGAGCACGAACCAGAGAGGGAGGGACAACUACCUCAUAAAAGACACACUGCACGUAGUGUUAGUGAAUGUGUCGACAUAGAUUAUGUAGAUGAGGAAGCACAAGACGAUGAUGACGAUUUUACAACUUUGUCUGAAAUAAAUGAAACGCAACAACAUACGCAUUCAUCGUUGGCAAAUAUGGAUUUAACCACAACUACUAACUCCACUGCAUUGUCGUUAGAUUCUACAAUUGACGACAAUAGCAACGACGCUAUUUCCGGGCAUUGCGACGAAAGGACGUACUCACGAAGUUUGCUUGUCAACUUUUCUGAUGAAAAGUCAAAUCAAUUGUGCAACAUCGACACGGAUUCUGUCAAUAGCAUUGAAUUUAAAGCAAAUAUCUCAAGAGGCUUAGUUGUUGAAGGAAUUAAUCAGGCUGUUGCUGCCGACGACGGAUAUGUUAAUGAACGUAAUAAAAGAAAGAAUGACAGCAUUAUAUUGUCUGCAAAUAAAUCAAGUAGCAGUAAUAGCAGCACUGAUGCGUUUCAAACUUUCUUUAACAACAUCAAUGCAGCUUCUGAGUCUGUUUCAAAAUUGUUUCGUCAUUCAUCGAAACUUCGAUCGCCUACAGCAACAGAUACGGCAUCGCUUACUUCUACUGCCACCAGUGAUAGUAAACGCUUGGAGUCCGAUAUCGAAGUAAUUGAUGUGUCUUCGCCUGAUACAAGCAAAACAUUUCCGACACCGUCAACCGCUAUAUUGGAUGGAUUUGACAGUAACGAAGUUUCAUACAAUAAAGCUAAGGACUUUGAAAGCUAUAAAGAAUUUCCAAUGGAAAGCACUCCUUUAAAGAGAUCAAUUAGGAAUCCAUUUCUCGCAAAUGAUUCAUCGUUUAAAGAUUCAUCAAGCUGCAUUGAACCACAAUUGCCAGUGGAUAUUGGAUCUAUGUACGUCCAAUCAUUGAUCUUUUAUACAGCUCGUUUAAUAUCGGCUCGUUUCUUGUUAACGGGCUCAUUGUACAGUAGGCGCAACGAUUCCAAUGUCAGAGUUUCAAUCAAAAGUAUAAGUCUAAAUGUCUUAUCCCAAUGCGUGCGUCUAAAUCCGGAAAUACUACAAAUACCUUUAAAAUUUAUGUCUUCGGAAAUAAUUACUUGCGUUACAAAGACAUCCGAAGACAACGAUCGCUGUGGCAUGUCGAAUAUAGAACAAGGUUGUGAACACUUAAGUGCUUCUGAUAGUGGCGGCAAUACCUUGGACGGGACUGAUUUCGUAAGAAGAUCUUCAUUUUCAUCGCAGUUAAACGUUUUAAAGACGGAAGCGGAAGAAGUGACGUUGCUAGAAAUUAAAGACGACCAUUUCGGUAAAAGUUCAAAUGAUUUUAAUUUUAACCCAGUGAUAGCGAAAAGUGCCGAUCCUGUUUUAUUUAAAUCUUCUAAGGAAGUCUACGAUGAACGAAAAAGUUUGGAGAGCAAAAAAAAAAUAUUAAGUACGUCCCAUAUUGACGAUUUAGAUGAAUUCUCAAAUGUGGAUAAGGACACGAUUCCUAUAAUACUCCCGCCGAAGCCUCCAAAAAGAGUGAAGUCCUUAAGAAAAUCUAAAAUUAUAGAAAAUGCAAGGGAAAGGGAAUUUCCAGACAAUAUUAAGUGGAAAGCAGAUGGCACACAAUGCUUAUCGGAUAUGCUAUAUUUAUAUAAUCAUCACGAUCCUAUUUUAAGGGCAGGCAUUCAAAAUAUUAUCGGAAAUUAUUUACUUUCCAAUCAAGUUGGGCUUGUUGUGGACAUGAAAAUCAAUUUACAGUAUCUGUUAGCUAUUUUGUGCGCGGGCCUGGAAGACGAAAUACAUACUGUGGUUGUACAAGCCUUGAAUACAUUCGAUAAAAUAUUUCCGUAUGUAAUGUCUAAAUACUCAAAAUCACCAUCACGUCAGUGCAAUAGACAACAAAGCAAGGAAGAUGGGCAGAAACCAAACAAAAAUGUGGGAUGUCAAGAAAACUCAAAAACGAAACCGACGGCAGGAGAAGAUUACCACUGCAGUUGCUGCUGUUACUGUUUCUCAAGUGUAUCAGAUGCAGACAUGACGUUGCCCGACUUUUUUCAAGAGUCGAGCGAAAAAAAUAUUUUCAGACAUUUCGCAGAUAAUGAUGAAGUUAUAUCAAUGCUGUUGAAAGCUUUCCAAUUGCAGUCGAAAUUCAACUGUAGCAUCAAUAGCAGUUGUGCACAAUUGUCUUCGGCAAUUGAAACUGAAAUGUUAGUCAAUGAAAAAAGAACAACGACUGCUGGAGUCAGUAUUGGAGAUACUGGAGCUGAUUAUAGUACUAGCCAGAAAAAUAAUGCCGAAGAACUUAAAUCGCAGCAACAAAAAGCACCAACAUCGUCUUUUGUUCAUUGCCGUUCCCGUUUAUUUUUCAUAUCACCGAAAUUGUUGUUAAUCAAACUUCGUCUAUGUCAUAACAACAAGUAUUGGUUGGUCCAAACUAAAUACGCUGAAGUUAUUUCGAAUUUAAAUUUUUCUGCUAUGCACACCUAUAAUGAAAGCUGCUACAAUAGCUUUAGGGAUGAUUUCGACAAUGCGGAUUAUAUUUGCUCUUUAAAGAAUUCAUUUAUGGAUGAACUUUUGCAAUUGAUUGGCGACGAUGAUGUUCGUGUCAGAGAACAGGCCGCCAAAUGUCUAUGUCAUUUCAUCGUGCAAAAUGCCAAACAAGAUAGAUUACACAACGUUAUUAAUAGCCAGAGCGACCAUAGUAAUAUUCCCUGUACUACUACUACUGCUACUGCGACUACUACUACUACUACUACUAUAUUUGCUUACAAUAUCAACUUUCAGCUUCUGGCAAAUUUCUUUGACUAUAGUAUAUUUAAUGAUAUGGCACCGUCUUUACGAUAUAUAUUUGAUAAUAAUUUGAUGUUUACGAAACCAACAACAACAACGGUAAUUAGCCACAACUCUAUGGAAAACCAUCUACACAGAGAAUACAUUGAAGGAAUUUUAUCUACAAUUCUUUAUCGCAUGACUAAUAAAUUAAUGUCUCUUCAAGAUAAGAAUGCUCAGUAUGGAAUCAUUUAUGCGAUUAAAAUCUUACUUAAACAUUUUACUUUGACCGACUUCGCUAAUGUUUGGUUCGAGUUUAACUUUAUGGAAAUCUUUACGAAAUUUUCGCAAUAUAAUUACAGUACAGCUCUUGACUUAACUUGUCAAAGUGAUUUGAUUGAUGUUAGCAGCAAAUUAAUAGUUGGCUGUAUAAUAUUUAAUCCCGAUGUACAACAGUAUCGUGAUUCAAAUCUAUGUCUGCUUAAGCACACAAUGAAAAUAAUAAAUAUCUACUAUCACUUGUUUACCAAUCAAAAGCCUUUAAUUAUGGCCAAAGGCCAAAAAAUGGAUUUGUUUAGUAACACCAAAGAAUUGGCCAUUACUCAAAGCAUAGGCUAUUUUGGCAGCGAGUAUAUCUACAUGAAACUGUAUCAGAAUUUAAAAAGUGCUUAUGACAAUUACAGGAUUACCAUUAAUGAGGAAGCCGGCAGCAAAUUAAUUUCCCUUUUAAAAUCAAGUUUGAAUUCUCUGAAUGCUUGUAUUGAAAUGCUGCCGCACGACGGUAAUAAGUAUGUUGGUGUUAGCGGCGUAAAUAAUGGUAGUAACGGUGGUGGUGGUUUAGCCAAAAAUGCACCGGAUGCUAAUACUGUGUUGCCUGCAGCUACAAAUGCAUUGGCUGCAGUGCCAGGGUUGAAAUUAAUUGAAGAAACUCUACAGUACUUGACCAAAGUCAUAAAUUAUGCACCCGAAGAGUGCAUUGCAUGUCUGAGACAACUGUUGAAAUAUUUGUUUGCUAGAAAUUAUGGCAACAGGCAGCAAGGGAGCAGACAACAACUAAACUUGCAGCAGCAUGAGCAAAAGCGAGGCCAUUAUCUGGCAUUUACAAAGUCGUAUUUCACAGCCAAAACUAAAGGAUUGCAGAAUAUCAUUAGAGAAGAUGUUGAAAGUCAUCAAACUAAAACGACAACAACGGCUACAAUCGAAAUCAAGCAACCACCACCACUGUUAUCAUCUUUAACAUGGGGAUGUGCUCACUCAGUAGAUGGUAAUAAAUGUGGUAACGAUGGGAGCAAUAACAUGCCCUAUAAUUAUCUAUUGUUGGUUGAGCUAUUUGCUAGUGGCUGUGAGUUUCGCACUUGGAAGUCAGAAAACGAAGCUGAAUUCUCAAAACAUAUUAAAUUUUUUGAACCAAUAGUUAUAUAUUGCUUAACGCUGUUCCUUAAAAGCAAUGGCCGCGUACAAGCUUCAAUACUGGACCUACUGACGUUGCUCUUGGACUUAAACGUAACAUACAACAAUUUGGAUGCAAAAAAUGUCAUAUACGAUCAUGUUAGAAAGAGCUUAGAUAUUAUCGAAAAUGGUAUAGCGCGCAAUGGGCAAAUAGUUAUAGGUCCAAUGAUCAGGUUUCUGGUAAAAUUAUCGUCAAAAAGUGAACGUAACGUGAUCAGCAUGCCAAAAAUUAUUAGCAUAACCAACAACUUGCUGGCCAAUUGUAAUAUACGAGAAACCGCAAUUGAGGCUUUAAAAACUUUAGCCUAUGAAUUGUUUCUCAUCGCGACAAACAAUCCGAAAAAUGCAUUAAGAAAUAUUGCCUCCAGCGAUUGUAUGUUGAAAUCUACACAUCAGGCCACAAGUGACGCAAAAAAACAAACCAAUUCAUUGACUUUUGUAACUGGAAAUCUUUUAUCGCAUAGCGACAACAAUAGUAGCAUCACCAGCAGUCGAAAUAACAAAGAACUUGACACACAAAAAGAAGUUGUUUUGGGAAUGCUAGAAAAAUUCAUUGAAUCUGUUGAUUGCCAACAAGUUCUCAGCUUACUAUUGCUAAUUGAGCAAUUGCAACAACAGCAGUACCAUCAGCAACUUCAACGCCAGCAUAGUGAUACCGACUCCGUUGAAAGUAAAUUUUCACUUAUGAGGGAGGAGGAUGUAUUAAAGCAACAAAUGAGUUGUUUGCCAAAUCCAGAUGUAGUAUGUGGCAUGAUUUGUCAGGCAAUAUGUGCAAAUCGUUUGAGGAUAAGAGACUGGCGUGAUUUUUGUUUAGCGGAUGUGUUUUUCAAAAAUAAUUUUAAACAUCUUCUGAGUAACAGCAAAGAUUUCAUGGCCUUGCUGAAGUUUGUCAUCGAAGUGGAUGUUGCAAACUUUAGUGAUUUAUCGUAUGCAACGAUUAUCCUGUCGAACGUAAUCCUCAAAACCGAGGAAAUUUAUUUAGUAAAUCACAUAAAACUCUAUUUGAAAAAUCAUCCGGCAGCAAUAGAAAAGCUGCGGCAAAAGCAAAACCAACAUCAACAACUAACAACCACCGAACAUUUGCUCUCGUCCCGUUGCCUGCUGGACAUUGACAACGACAAACCGAGUACAUCGUCUGCAGCUGCUGCCGUUGCCCAAACUUAUGUCUCCAGUAAUAUAAGUGAAAUUAACUACUUUGCAACAGUUUUGUGUGGACUGCUUGAAGAUUGUCUUACCAUUCUGACCAGCCAACAACAGACGCCGCUUACUUUCAGUCGCCAUUUUGCUGCACAAUAUACACAUUUGGCGGCCAAUUUUGUGCACACUCUACACAAAAUCUGUUUCAGUUCACAUCUCGACAAUGUCCUAUACACCAAUAUGUGCUCCGUUCUAACAACAGCCGAAUCAAAAUUCUUAAAUAUUUACUAUAAUUUGUUGAUAUUGAACAUAAGCCAAGGUAUACCAGCAUCAGUGCUUAAUGCCAACAGUUCUUUUUCUUUGAUGUCAUCCUCAUCGCCAUCAACGUUCCUGAUUUUAGCACAUAUGAAUGAGUACGACGAUGCUGUGGAUUCGAUGCUCUCUUUACAAAUCGAAUUAUUUCAACUGUUCUCAACUUUAAAGUUGCUGGAUCCUCUAACUUUGCUGGAACGUUUGCAAUUUGAUGACAUAUGCAGUAGUGUAAGGCGGGCACUUUUGCAAAAACUUUGCAGCCAGUAUAGUUCGAUAUCAACCAAGUGGAAUUUGCAGCAAGCGAAGCAACUGUUGAAUGUCAAUUUUUUGAAUAUUUUAAUUGUCGAUCAGUUUGAAUUGAUCUGCCAUUGGUGUGAAGUAGAUGAAGAAUUUUGCUCAUUAUUUCAAAAUAGUUUACUGGAAAGCCUUAAAGCGCUUAAUAAGCAUUCCAUUGUGUGCCUUUUAUAUUUAAUAGAACGUCUUUGUAAAGGCGAUAGCUGCAGCGUUACGUGUAGAGUGAAAUUUUUGAAAAUUUUAAGUAAAUUACAUCAAUUGAUGACAACAACUGCUACAUUAUCAUCAUUGUCGUCAUCAUCGUCAACAUCAUCAGCAGCACGAGCAUUGGCGACAUCAUUGAAUAGGCCACUUCAAAUGCAGAUUGAACGUUUAGCCAGGCGUCUCAUCAAUAUUUCUGGUCUUCACGAUAAAAAUGCCAUUUACGAUUGCUUUGUACAUUUAUUGCAGGAAGGAGAAAAAGGGGACCCGGAUGAAAGCGAACAACAACAACAACAACAACAACAAGAACUACAAUUUGUGAUCUUAAAUGAUUUGGAAAAUUCCUACUAUAUCAGGGACUGCGACAAUUCACCCUUAGGAGCUGUUCCUAAUAUUAUUGAUGAGGAGUGGAUAUGCAAUCAGUUAAUUAAAUUCUCGACGCGUACUAACUAUGAUACAGAGCAAAUAGUAAAAGUGCUUUUAGAAAUACAAACGGAAAAUAAGCUGCAAAUGAUAUUCAAUGAUAACAAUUUUGAUGUAAAACGAGUGCUGCGAGAAGCAAUUUCAAGCUCACUGCAGGCAAUGUUGGCAUCAUUUCGUAACAACUGCGUGCAACAUAAUCCGCACAUAAACUAUAUGCAAUUGAAUCCAUUAGCACGUAUUUCUGUUACCGCUCUUAUGUCAGGUCUUGGCCGACAAAUGAAAAUUACGAGCCGUCGCCAGCCACCAACUAAACAAAACAACAAAAGUCAGCAACAAUUUGAGCACAAUAGAAGAGCAACAGUUAUUUCUGAAUGUGAAGCCGAUACUCCGAAAAAAAAAGAAUACGAUGAUGCUAGUGAAAGAGAUGCUGUUGUCUCCGUCUGUUUGUUUGAGGCUCUUAUUGCAUUAAUAGAAAACAUUAAACAAAUCGAGAUAGUGGCUCUAAUUUAUGUAGAAACAAAACUCAUCGAUAAAUUUGUGAGUGAGCACUUGUUGCGACCGGACUACCUUGCGACAUUAUUACAUUUUAUAGAGUGGUGCUGCAAUUACAUACAAGCAUUAUUGAGCGGACACAAUAGUGGUAGUGGCAGCAGUAGCAGUAGGUGCUUGCCGACAUUAACAUUUGAACAAAGACACCAAGUUACGGUUUUAUUGCGAUGCCUUGAUGUACUUUUACAUCAAAAAUUCAUUUGGCGUGCUCUCAAUCAACCGGAAAAAGUUAAAGCUUUACAUGAGGGCGCCAGUGGUAAUGGCGGUGGUGACGGAGAUUCAUGUAUUGGUUAUGGUCUGACAAAGUGUGAACAGAACACAAUUAUUUGCUCUCUACUGGAUGUUGUUGUUUGCGCAGCUACUAUGUUAUUGGAGAAUACUGCUUUUUACAAGAAAUAUAAAAAUGCUUUGAGGUCUGAGGCUUCCUCUAAACAAAACUUCGACAAUGAAACAUGGUUGGCGGCUGUUUACGCUCCCAAAGCAAUAUUUGUUGGAAAAUUAAUUGAAACUGAAAUUGGCAAACAGUUCUUGGCAUCGGCAAACAUUGAAUUUGUUGGUGGCUUCUGUAACGAUAAUAAUAAAUUUAAGGACUUCAAUUAUAAUGUCGACUAUAUACCGUUGCAAACGAUCCUUUCGAUUGGUGUCUCGACCUUAAAAACACAUCUUUUCUAUACGAUUGCCGUGACUCCGUUUGAGAUCGUGCAAGAGCAACUGAAAAAUGAAUUUAGUUUAGGUAAAGAAAGGAUAUCCAUGCAUACUUCAAUGUCGCCUACAAAAACUUCACAUUCAUAUCAGAGAGACGAAGUUCCAGCAAUCAAUCGAAGCUUACCUGUCAUACCAAUUGAAAGUCUUAGCGAUGUUGACAUCCUGCGCAGCUUUGUCAAAAGAUUAUCAAUUUUUGGUUUUACAACACGUCAACAGUUCGAAGAAUAUUUUAUGACAUUUUUGCUGCUAAUCAAUAAAGUUUACGAGGAAAAUAUGGUGGACCAACAAGAACAAUUUCAAAUACGUAGUACUUGCUUGGAAGCUAUUAUGGAACUUUUAAUUACAUACAAAACUUUUCCAAUUGUGGGUAAUAAACUUUUACUCUAUCAUCAUACGACUAGAUGGAGUCGCAUUAAUUGCGACAGCAUAAGCAGCUUCAAAAAGUUACAUAACGUGCAACUUAUGAUAUCCGGAUCGAAUGUUUUCUAUCAUCCAAAUUUGGAACGGAAUCUUUUGAACGACAUUGUGAUCGGUACACAUAACUUUUGGGUUAAUCAGUACGACUUAAACUUUAUUUGGCAUCGUAUGGAGUCCUCUUCUGCUCAACAUAGCCCACUGAAUGAAGGCGACGGUAGCCUUGCUUUUGAAGAAGAAUUUCCAGCAAGAAAGUCAAGCCCUACGUCGGUUCAAUUAGAUGGUAAAACCGCUAAUGUUGCUUAUCGCAAUUUUCAAUACUUUACCACACACUCCGGUAUCGAUUACAAAAGCAGUACGCAGCUAAUAUUCGACGUGUUAAUGCAAUUGAUUGAACACAAUCACAUUUUGGUUCUGCCGAACUUGGUAAAAUUUAUGGAGAUCUGCGAAGAUCGCGAUCAAAUUAAACAGAUAUCUAAAAAAGCGGCCUACUUGCAAUCCCAUAUACCCAUGGAUGACACAGUUUCUCAUCAGCACUUGAUUUAUUUGCUUUGCAAAACCAAUGCAAUGCUAAUACCCACGUUAGCAGAAGUACAACAUCUGGAGUCUUUAUUGAGGAGCUAUUUAAAAUCGUCUCAUGUUUUUAUUCGUUGCGCUACGCUAUGUGGUGUUCUCAGUUUGUUGGAAUGUUGUCAUAAGACCAAUACAUCAAUAGGGAAAUUAAGCGAUGAAUUGGAUUUGUUGAAACAGCUUUCAGUGAAUUAUAUCGAUAAAUAUGGCGUCCUGAGCGAGAGUUCAAUUCAAUGCAGUGACAUACACACGAAAUUAGUAUGGACUCUGAAUUAUUGCCUAAUGGAAUGGCUUUGGAAGCUGGAUUCCCAGUUUAACACCUCAGCCCAGGUUGAAAUGGCUGUCAGCAAAUUAUUAGAGGAAACCAGCAAUGAACAGAUUUAUGUUUGCGUUUUACAUGGCUUGGAACGUAUGAUUGUCCUCAACAAUCGAAAUUGUAAUUCUGUUGACGGGCAAAACCAAUUGCUCUCUAGUGUAGAAAAACUUGCACUUGAACUGGCCAAGGUGGAGAAUGAGAAAUUUUCAAUUCCUGCUCUAAAAUUGCUUGUGUCGUGCAUCUAUAUCGGCUCGUUAAAGCAACUGGAAAAUACAGAGCUAAGUAACGGCAUUGUACACGAUGAUCCGGAGAUAAUCGUACAACAGACGGAUAAAGUUGAUGUUCUACUGCAAUGCAUUAAAACCGCAACGCGAGAAACUGCCUGGAUUUAUGGGCAAAUAUUGUGCCAAAUUAUACGUGAUUUAGUGCCUCCUAAAGAAAUACUAACGAAGGUCAUAAAAGAGUUGUUGGCCAUAAAUCACCCGCACAGUGACGUUAUUGCCAUGAUUGUAUUUCAGGUAUUCCGUUCGGCCAUUGAUUCUUCAUUUUUGCAACAAUUACAAGAUUGGCUGACCUGCUCGUUACCCACGUUUCUGUCUCUAAAUGAACCGAAAGCGGUGUGGAGCCUGACUGUUGUCUUGCUUUCGGCAUCAAUAAAUCCUCAUUUAAUGAAACUAUUUCCUUUGGUUCUUAACUAUGGUGUGCGAACGGCGACAAGAACGAAUGUAGCAGUGGCGGCGGCAGCAACAACGACGACGCAUGGAUUUGCUGAUGAUGAGGUUACUGCGAAAUUAGGUCAUCACGAAAUUGGUAUGUUCGUGACAUCUGCACAAGAUUUCUAUAUGAAAUUGAGCAAAGAACAAAAACAACGUUUUCGUGAAGCCUUCAAGGAAUUUCAUCAUAUUAAAGUCUACAACAAGAUGUUGCAAAGCCUGUAAAUUACACUGAAAGCGAAGCACGAAAGUGUUAACAAUAAUUGCUGAGCGUGAAGUGGUAUGGACGUAGUAAUGUGUUAUAUUGUAGUGCUAGGUACGGAAUGGAAAAAAGUUCGUUGGCUGCUUUUUAUAUAACUUUAGGCAAAAUAUGAAAGUUUCGCAAAGAAAAGAAGCAAAAUAUCUUAAGAAAAGAAAUUAAAAUUUAUUUAAGUUUAAGAUUUAUCGAACGUAUAAUAUCGCUUCAAUGGUAAAGCGCUCAACUACCAAUUACAUAUUAAUCCUUUAUUUAAUUGCAAAA